Messenger RNA from Papaver somniferum (opium poppy), 1521 nucleotides. RefSeq lists its product as uncharacterized. NCBI's taxonomy places the organism in Eukaryota, Viridiplantae, Streptophyta, Magnoliopsida, Ranunculales, Papaveraceae. The record is from RefSeq and is a predicted model, not a curated record. The transcript is spliced from 4 exons. Bases 1 to 1521 code for a protein of 506 amino acids.
AUGACGCGUGACCUCAAAAUCUAUGUUUGUGAUUACUGGAGAAACUUGACUCCUCGGAGCAUAAGUUUUAGGCAUGGCCAAGGUUGUAAUAAAGCUGUCAUCAACUGUGAUUAUUCUCUUCAAGGUCUAAUUGUUACUUGUUCAAAGGAAUUGGCAAGUUUUGAUUUGUUCGUUGAGGAGGUUUCUAAUGGUGGUGUUUCUAGCUCUUCAUCUGGUAUUUCCACGCAGUCGCUCAGUGACGAUGAAUCAUGUAGUGGGUUCACUGAGACUUCAAAGAUUAAAUACCUGACGGAAGGUCAUGAGGAGGAUAUUUUUAGAGGUGUUGGUCAAGUCUUUCAUGGUGGUGUUGAAGAGUUGUGCUUAGCUGUCGACAAAUAUUGCAGCAAGUCUGGCUAUACAGUUGCAAAGCUUAAGAAUGAUAGACUUAGGUUCACAACAAAGUGUGGUAGGGAUGCAGAUUAUACUUGGCAUUUGCAUGCUAUUCCAAUUGAUACUGCUAAAACUGUGUUUGCUAUCAAGGAAUUCGAUGGGAAUCAUACAUGUGAUGGAGCUUAUAAGCUGAAGUAUCCCCCUGAGAAGAGGAAAUUCAUAAAACAUAUAUUCAAGGAUCAAAUACAGUCAAAUCCGUCGAUAAAGCCUAAGGAUAUGGUUGCUCAGCAACAAAGGCUACCAAUCCUGGCAGCUAUAUUAAGUUUGAAUAUAAUAAAGAGACUAAACGGUUUGAGAGGCUUUUCAUAUGUUUUGCUGCCUGUAUCGAAGAAUACAGAUUGUGAUGCAAUAUUUCUUACUGGGAGAUUCAGGGGAACGUUGUUGGCUGCCACAGGUGUUUUUCCUUUUGUGUUUGUUUUAGUUCCUUCUGAGGACAUUGAAGGCUGGGAGUGGUUCAUCGAAAACUUGCAGCAUUGUGUUGACUCUCGUCCUAUCACCUUUAUCACUGAUCGUCAUGAACGGCUGAAGCAAAGUAUUCCUAAGUAUUUUCCCAACUCUUAUCAUAGUUACUGUUUUUAUCAUUUGAAGAAUAACCUUCCUAUCAAGAAAGGACAUGAGAAAUAUAAACAAGUUUUGGAGUUGUUCCAUAAAGCUGCAUACUGCUACAGCGUUGCCAAAUAUGAGUCUGCUUUGAAUGAGAUGUGCACCAUAGGAUGUGGUUGGGUUCCCAAGUACAUCAGAAAUAUCGAUCCCAAGCACUGGGAAAAUGCUUUCUUCGUAGGAUGUAGGUACGACACACACUCAUCAAGUAUUGCAGAGUCUUUCAAUAACUGGAUUCAUCGUGAAAGGGAUCUGCCUCCAGCUGAUCUUGUUGAUGAGCUCAGGAUAAAGAUUAUGAGGAUGAGUUCAGAAAGGCAUGAGCUUGGUAGAAAUUAUCAAGAUAGUUUGACUCCCAUAUAUAAAGAUUUACUCAAGUCGCAUGUCGAUAUAGGUCUUCCAUGGAAUGUUACCGAGUCAGGUAAUGGUAUAUAUGAGGUUCACUCUCCCAGCUCUCAUGAUGUUGAUCUGAUGCAGAUGACGUGCACUUGCUAG